AAACUAAGCAGCGUGCGUGCCCGGAUGCCUAAUCCGAGUACUAGAUCUCGUAACGCCGCCGCCGCGCUGCGAUAGCUCCCUUUCCGGUCGGAGCGCCGCCAUAGGCCCGCAAGGAAGAAAAAGGCAUCGCCGGCAUGGAAGACAUCGAAGACGUGGUGGCCGCCGGAGCUCCACCGGGGCUCCGCCUCCCGCUCACUGCAGUCGGCAUGAAGCCCAAAAAGAAGCCCAGGGUUCGCCUCGUCGGCGACCCCCUCUCCAACCCUCAGAUCCCGGGCACGCAGACUAUAUAUAUGAAGACCUUCGGAUGCUCUCAUAACCAGAGUGACAGUGAAUACAUGGCUGGUCAGCUCUCAGCAUUUGGAUAUGCAACGACUGAUGAUCCUGAGGAGGCAGACUUAUGGCUAAUAAAUACAUGCACAGUGAAGUCUCCUAGUCAAUCUGCCAUGACAACUCUCAUAUCAAAAUGUAAAAGUGCAAAGAAGCCACUUGUGGUGGCAGGAUGUGUACCUCAGGGAAGUAGAGAUCUGAAGGAGCUUGAAGGGGUCAGUGUAAUCGGGGUGCAGCAAAUAGGUCGUGUUGUUGAAGUAGUAGAGGAGACACUGAAAGGGCAUGAAGUCCGCCUAUUAAGUCGGAAAACAUUGCCUGCAUUAGACCUUCCUAAGGUGAGGAAGAACAGAUUUAUUGAGAUACUUCCAAUUAAUGUUGGUUGUCUAGGUGCUUGCACUUAUUGCAAGACAAAGCAUGCCCGUGGUCAUCUAGGGAGCUAUACAGUGAAUAGCCUUGUAGAGCGCGUAAAGAUGGUUGUAUCUGAAGGAGUUAAAGAGAUAUGGUUGAGCAGUGAAGAUACCGGUGCCUAUGGGCGGGAUAUUGGAACAAAUCUUCCAGUUUUACUGAAUUCCAUUGUUGCGGAACUUCCUCCUGAUGGAAGCACCAUGCUUCGCAUUGGCAUGACUAAUCCUCCUUUUAUACUGGAGCAUUUGAAAGAGAUAGCGAACAUAUUGUGCCACCCAUGUGUGUACUCAUUUCUGCAUGUACCUGUGCAGUCUGGAAGCGACUCUGUCCUGGCUGCAAUGAAUCGUGAGUACACAGUGAGCGAGUUUAGAAUGGUGGUGGACACUCUAAUCGAACUUGUACCUGGGAUGCAAAUUGCAACUGAUAUUAUAUGUGGAUUCCCUGGUGAAAAUGAUGAAGAUUUCGCGCAAACUGUUGGUCUGAUAAAGGAGUACCAAUUCCCUCAAGUUCAUAUUUCUCAGUUUUAUCCUAGACCAGGCACUCCUGCUGCAAGGAUGAAGAAAGUUCCAAGCACUGUGGUGAAGAAGCGUAGUCGUGAAUUGACUAAUGUAUUUGAAUCUUUUUCCCCCUACAAAGGAAUGGAAGGUCGAGUUGAGAGGAUUUGGAUUACUGAAAUUGCUACUGAUGGAAUUCAUUUGGUUGGCCAUACUAAGGGAUAUAUCCAAGUGCUUGUAAUUGCUUCAGAGAGUAUGCUAGGUACCUCAACAGAUGUAAAGAUUACAUCUGUAGGAAGGUGGUCCAUUUUUGGUGAAGUGAUCGAGACUCCUUCAGCUCAAGUAAAAGAAAAUACAUACCAAGGGAACAUUACCUUGGAAGCUUUUCCUUGUCCCAGUUCAAGUGACAAGGAUCCAGAACCCUGCCAAUGUGCAGUGCAGAAUUUGGGGCAGAAGAUCAGCGGUUGUGGUCACGAUGAAGCUCCUGUUGCCAUUGUUAUAAAUAGCUCGACUACAAGAAACCAUAUAGGGAGAAAUUUUAUAAGCUCACUUCAGUCUAUGCUGCUGAGGAAGAGAAGGCAACAAGGAUCGAUGAGGAUGAAUGAUGUGGAUGCAAAUAAAUUCCUGGAAAACCAGGAGACAAGAAGAAUGAGCGGUAAACUGGCUACCAUGGAUUGGAUUUUGCUGAGUGGGAUGAUUGUCAGCUUUCUAACAACCAUAGCUCUGCUUAUUUUGCUUUCAUCUAGGAUGUUGUCAUCCUGAUAUAGGAACUGUAAUUGUGCUAUUGUAUUCUUCCACUGAUGCAAUAAUUUAUAAUGGAUUAUUGCAACUUUUGCAACUUUUUUCUAGUUGUUUCC
Molecule: messenger RNA, 2083 nt
Organism: Phoenix dactylifera (date palm)
Lineage: Eukaryota; Viridiplantae; Streptophyta; Magnoliopsida; Arecales; Arecaceae
Biological process (GO): tRNA methylthiolation
Cellular component (GO): endoplasmic reticulum
Molecular function (GO): tRNA (N(6)-L-threonylcarbamoyladenosine(37)-C(2))-methylthiotransferase activity; 4 iron, 4 sulfur cluster binding
Source: RefSeq, a predicted model, not a curated record